Messenger RNA from Pelobates cultripes (western spadefoot toad), 20551 nucleotides. The record is from the annotation of a GenBank genome assembly. NCBI's taxonomy places the organism in Eukaryota, Metazoa, Chordata, Amphibia, Anura, Pelobatidae.
AUGAUAAAUAAAGAGAACAUGCUUUCUGACGAUGAAAAAGUUACCCAAAAAACAGAAAACCUCCAUCUGAGGCGUGAGAUCGGAUUGGUUAGUGCCGUAUCCCUGAUCGCUGGUACAAUGAUAGGAUCUGGGAUUUUUAUGUCUCCUCAGUGGGUCCUCUACUACGUGGGAAGUCCAGGAGCCAGUCUACUGAUAUGGGCUGCUUGUGGUCUGCUUGCCAUCCUGGGGGCAUUGUCCUAUGCAGAACUCGGAACUGUGAUUAAGGAGUCAGGAGGAGAGUACAUAUAUAUUUUAAGAAAUAUUGGCUCGCUGCCUGCAUUUCUCUUGGCAUUCACUUCUGUCAUGGUAGUGAGACCUGCUAGCAUUGCAGGGAUAUCUUUGAGUUUCGCAGAAUAUGUGGUGGCAUCAUUCUACCAAGAUUGCCCAAUGCCCCAAGUAGUGGUUAAGUGUACUGCAGCUGCAUGCGUCAUGGUCUUAGCCAUCAUUAAUUGUCUCAAUGUUAGGCUGGCAACCUCUAUUAUGAACAUUUUUACAGCAGCCAAGAUAUUAGUAUUGUUGGUUAUAAUUGCGGGUGGAAUGGUUCUUUUGGCCAAAGGGAACACUCAGGUAUUGCAGAACUCCUUUGAAAAUACAGUCACCGGUUUUGGUCCUAUAGGAGUGGCUUUUUAUCAAGGACUCUGGUCGUAUGAUGGAUGGAACAACCUUAACAGUGUGACGGAGGAACUGAAGAAUCCCGAGGUCAGUGAGUGCUUAGAACAGGUGUAGGCAACCUUUUAGCAGCACUGUGCCGAAAUAAGAUUGUGAUGUCCCGUAGCGUGCCAGUCCUAUUUUGUUUAAAUUGGGGUGUGUAUGUAGCCGUAUUCUGCUUGUGUUAUUUAUACUGCCGUUACUUUGUAUCGUGUUAUUUUUGCGUAAAUGAGCUAUUAUAUUGUAUAUGUUUAUGAGUAGUUUGUGGUAUCGUGUAUGAUACUUAUGAAUGUGGGUUGUGUAUGGGGGCUGCUUGUGGAAUUGUGUGUGUGGAUUGAAAUGUCACAUAUGUCCCAUAUGUCCUAUGUGUGUUUGGCAGUGUGUGUGUGUGUGUGUGUGGGGGGCUGUUUGGUGUAUUGUAUGUAAGAGCCUGCAUGUGGGGUUAUGUGCAUGUAUGUGGAUUAUUAGUGGUGUUGCGUUUAGGCUGAUUGUGUGUAUGUUUGUGUGUGGGCUGUUAUUAUUUGUAUGAGGGGAGGGUUAUUCUGCAUUUCUGUAUAUAUCUAGCUGUGUUGGUGGCUUCCCUAGGGUCCAGUGGGGACCAGGCUGGCCAGGUACAGGUUAAGGACAGGACCUGCAACACCAGAUACAGGCUGCUUUACUCCAGUAUGGAUUCCCAUUCACAAGUGCUGGGAGGAAGUACUCUGAGAUCACUUCCUCUACAUGCUGCAAUGCAUAAAUUGAGGAUUGUCCUUCACAACCUUUUUGUAUUAGCAGAUAUCUGAAGUUUCACUGGGACUCCUGAUAGGUCAGAGCGUGUUUAACUUUGGCAGCCUUGAGUGCUGUGCAAAGACAUCUCGAGUGCUGUGCAUGGCACAUGUGCCAUAGGCAGGGACGUGUCUAUAGCGAGGCAAACAAGGCAUCUUCCUUGGGCGGCACUUUUCAGGGGGCAGCAAAAAAAGCCGCCCCCAAAUGCCCAGGCAGAUCCCUUGCUUGUCUCGUGUCCUGGGGGGCUUAAGAGCUGGCCGGCUGGCCACUUUUAAGCCCCCCCCUCCCUGAGGCGGGCGGCAGGCAGCGAGGGAGAAUACUCACCUGAGCUCUUCCUGCCCAGCUCCCUCUGUGACGCUUAAUAAAGCCAGGAGCUGGAAUAUGACGUUGGACCUGCUCCCAGCAUAAUUAAGCGCCUCCUACUCAGCCUGUCCGCCACCUGCCUGCCCGCCCAGCAGCCACACUGGACUGCAGGUAAGCAAUCCACUCCAACUCUCCCAGGGAGGCUCGGUGGAUUUAAAAUAAAAUAAAAAAAAUAUUAGUUUGUGAGUGUUGGUGGAAAUGUCUGUGUGUGUAUGUCUAAGUGAAUAUGUGUGUGUGUGCUUGUGUGUGUCUGUGAGUGAAUGUGUGUAUGUGUCUGUAAGUGUGUGUGUGUCUGUGUCUAUGUGUGUGUCUGUAAGUGUGUGUGUGUAUGUGUCUGUAAGUGUAUGUGUGUAAGUGUGUGUAUGUGUCUGUAAGUGUGUGUAUGUGUCUGUAAGUGUGAAUGUGUGUGUCUGUAAGUGUUUAUGUGUGUGUGUGUCUGUGAGUGAAUGUGUGUGUGUGUGUGUCUGUAAGUGAAUGUGUGUGUGUGUGUCUGUAAGUGUUUAUGUGUGUGUCUGUAAGUGAAUGUGUGUGUGUGUGUGUGUCAGUCAGUGAGUGUGUAUAUGUCGGUCAGUGAGGGUAUAUGUGUCGGUCAGUGAGUGCGUGCGUCUCUCAGUGAGAGUGUGUGUCUGUCAGUGUGUGUGUGUCUGUCAGUGUGUGUACAAGUAAUAGUGUGUGUGUAUGUCAUUGUUUAUCAGUGUAUAUGAGAGCAUUUACAAUGCUUUCCUAUGGACACUCUGCACGAUGGAGGCAUAAUAUGCCUCCAGCAUCACAGAUGCGCCUCUAGUGGCUGUCCAGAAGACAGCCACUAGAGGCUGGCUUAACCCUGCUAUGUUUGCAUCUGCAAGGUUAAAACCUGAGGGACCUGGCACCCAGACCACUUCAUUGAGCUGAGGUGGUUGGGUGACUAUAGUGUCCCUUUAAAUUUUAAUCUGGAUAUUGCAGCCAUUAGCACCGAAUCUGAUUAAACUGACACUAAAAAAAAAGAAAACUCAACAGAUCUGCCACAAAUAAUGAAUAAAUGAACUAACUAAAUAAACUUAAAUUUAAUUUAAUUACAUGUAUAUCUGUUGUCCCUAACAACAGCCAAGUUAUUAGCUGUAUACAUUAACCAAUCAUAUUGCAGCACUGAACACAUCCACUUCUCAUGAAGUUUUCUCAGUGUAUCCCAGUGGAGUCAAUGCUUGGGUAGGGUAGAUACAGAUUUCAAUUUAGUUAAAGACAGGGACGUUAAGAACCAUCAUAAUGGCAUUGAUGUAUAUUUGUUGCUGCUACAUGUUUUCGCAGGUAAACCUCCCACGAGCGGUCAUGAUUGCUAUUCCACUUGUCACAUGCAUUUAUCUUCUUGCCAACAUCAGCUACUUUGCAGCUAUGACGCCCAGUGAGCUUCUUUCAACAGAUGCCGUAGCAAUCAGCUGGGGGUGAGUUACACUUUCUGCAUAUAUAUAUAAUGCCACCAGAAUCUUAGACAGGAUAAUUUGUUUCUUUUUUUUAAUAUUAUCUAAUUAUUUUGUGUCAGACACCGAGAUUUAGUUGGUAUAUGAAUCUUAUGCAUCUGUCUGUUAAGAUGGUAGGGGUGAGCUCUCGCCUUGUCUUUCUGUACUGUAGCUGAAUAAGGUACAUUUUCUGUCCUCACACAGUGCUUCCUUACAGAGCUUGACAGAGAGCCAAACUCUUUUCACAGACCACACAGAUGAGAAGGAUGAUGUCGAUCCACGGUUUAUUUGGACAUCAGAAAGUGUAAAACUGAAAUAUACAAAUACUAAAUAAUAUAACUCAAUAAGUGACGUUACUAAGGCAGUGGAACAAAUGACUUGAAAAUAAAUGAGUCAGUAUAGUAACAGGUUGUAUACUGAAUUGUCAAUUCUUAAGGCGACACAAAGAAGAGAUGUAGUCUGAUUGAUACACCACAAAAUUGAGGCCAAAGCAACUGAGUAAGGACUGAGAGAACGUAGAAAGUGAACUUGAAAUUACAAAAUUGAUGGUCAAGGUCAUGUGCGAUUAUUCUUUUUUAUAAUAUUCCCCUGUUUUCACCCUUCUUUUCUCUUAUUUUUGUUAAGUUAAAAAAAAAAUGAAAAGAGUGACUAAUUUCCUGCUGUGUUAAUAGCUUGCAGAAGGCUACAACAGCUUACUGUGGGUGAUUAAAGUUCAAUUAACAGAGCAGGAAAUUCAAAUUUGUAAAAUAAACACACUGUGCUGAAAGAUCAGAUUGAAACUGAAACUAUUUUUUCAGGGAGGCUGUGUGGGUCACAGGCAGAGGAGGUGUGACUAAGCCUUCAUAAACAGAGACAAAACUGAUUGAACUCCUGAAUGGCAGAGAAUUGAGGAGUGAGGCUGCAGGGGCAUGUUCUGGACACCAAAACUCGAACCCAUAGUUAGAGGGUUACAUCCAAAUCAUGACUACUAACCCACUGUAGUAGUUGUGAUGUUAAGCGUACGCUGGCCCAAUUCCAUGGUAAUGGGACAAACAAUUUAGCAAAGGAUUGUCCCCUUACCAAGGUCCUUGACAGGCUCCGAUACUCCCUGGUGGUCCACUGACAUGCUUCUGGCUACAGCAGAGCCGCAGAAGCCAUGGCCAUCGCCAUUCAUUGGUUGAGAGUGUCAGCUGGCUGCUAUUAGCCAAUUGUAACCAAUGUAUAAAUCUGGGCACACCUGGUUUAGAGUAUAAGCUGACUGCUUUCAGCCAAUUGUAACCAAUGUAUACGUCGGGGCACACCUGCUGAUUUCUUAAGCAGGCAAUCUUUUAUUAGGAGUACAGAACAAAGACAAAGUUUAGUCUCUCCUUGUUAAGUCUCAUCAGACAUAUAUUUGUUACAAUUGAAUGUACCUGGGAACUUGGUCCAUCCUUUUUGGAGCAUUCUGUUGGGAGUAUUCCCUGGAGAAAGUGUGCAAUAUCCUCUUAACUUGAAAAACAUACUCUCAGCCAAUGACCGACAUUCUGUGCAAUAAAAGUUGCCCAGAAUUGACAUCAGUCAGCCCAGAACUAGAGUUAAUGACUAAUGACACCCCAAUGACACUGCUGGAAGUGGAGUUAAACCUGCAGCAGCAGAGUGAUUCAGCAAAAUGCUGCACAUACAGACUUCAGGUACCAUGACCAGUUUCAAAUCAUUCAAGUAGAUACUGUGUUUGGAGUAACCCUUUAAGUUAAAGUUGUUUGGUUCUUAAAGUAUCCCUUUAAAUAUAAAUUGUAAAUUAAUGUUACCAUGCUUUCUAACGACUAGAUUCAGAAUAUUAUAAUUUCUAACACUCCUCUCCUGUGUACUAUUAUUACAGGAUUAAGGUGCUCGGUACAUGGACAUGGAUAAUCUCACUGGGUGUUGCACUAUCUACCUUUGGCUCAGCCAAUGGGACUUUUUUUAGUGGAGGGCGAGUGUGCUAUGUAGCCGCCAGAGAAGGGCAUCUGGUAAGCAAAAUUUAAUUGUGGAUAGUUCUAAUAUAUUUGUAGAUAUAUACAGUGAGGCAAAAAAAGUAUUUGAUCCCCUGCUGAUUUUGAACGUUUGCCCAUUGACAAAGUAAUGUCUAUAAUUUUAAUGGUAGGUGUAUUUUAACAGUGAGAGACAGAAUGACAAACAAAAAAUCCAGAAAAAGGGAUGUCAAAAAAUUAAAUUGAUUUGCAUGUCAAUGAGUGAAAUACAUUUUUGACCCCUUCGACUUAGUACUUCAUGGCAAGACCUUUGUUGGCCACCUGGUUUGCACACAUUUCAGGAGGGAUUUUGUCCCACUCCUCUUUGCAGAUCCUCUCCAGUCAUUAAGGUUUCCAGGCUGACGUUUGGCAACUCGAACCCUCAGCUCCCUCCACAGAUUUUCUGUGGGAUUAAGGUCUGGAGACUGGCAAGGCCACUCCAGGACCUUAAUGUGCUUCUUUUUGAGCCACUCAUUUGUUGCCCUGGCUGUGUGUUUUAGGUCAUUGUCAUGCUGGAAUACCCAUCCAUGACCCAUUUUCAAUGCCCUGGCUGAGGGAAGGAGGUUCUCACCCAUAAUUUGAUGAUACAUGGCCCCGUCCAGCAUCACUCUGCAGCGCACGAGGGAGCUGAGCAGAUAGCUCACUAGUCAGUGCUCUCUCACCAGCGCCGCCCACCCAGCAUCCAGCCUAGCAGCCAGCCCAUUAACCUGCCCAGCAGCCAGCCCAUUGGCCUGCCUAUUAGCCCGCCCAGCAGCCAGCCCAGCAGCUAGCCCAUUAGCCCGCCCAGCAGUCACUGGCCCCCAGGGAAAGGAAGAACUCCCCCCCAGCAUUCCCAAAGGUAAGGAGGCUGGGGGGGGUUGAAUUAAAAAAAAGUGAGUGUUAAUGUGAGUGUGUGUGUCUAACUGUGUCUGUGUGUGUCUGUGUGUGUCUGUUAGUGUGUGUUUGUCUGUUAGUGAGUGUGUGUGUGUGUAUGUGUGUGUGUGUGUGUCUGUGUGUGUUUCUGACUGUGUGUGUCUGUGUGUGUCUGUGUGUGUGUGUGUCUGUGUGUCUGUUAGUGUGUGUUUGUCUGUUAGUGAGUGUGAGUGUAUUUGCCUGUUAGUGUGUCUGAGUGUGUUUGCCUGUUAGUGUGUGUGAGUGUCUGUGUCUGUUAGUGAGUGUGAGUGUGUUUACCUGUUAGUGAGUGUGUGUGUCUGUUAGUAAGUGAGUGUGUGUCUGUUAGUGAGUGUGAGUGUGUUUGUCUGUGAGUGUCUGUGUGUGUGUGUCUGUUAGUGAGCGUGAGUGUGUUUGCCUGUUAGUGUGCGUGAGUGUGUGUGUCUGUUAGUGAGUGUGAGUGUGUUUGCCUGUUAGUGAGUGUGUGUGUCUGUUAGUGAGUGAGUGUGUGUCUGUUAGUGAGUGAGUGUGUGUCUGUUAGUGUGUGUCUGUUAGCGAGUGUGUGUCUGUUAGUGAGUGUGUUUGUUAGUGUGUGUGUGUGUCUGUUAGUGAGUGUGUGUUUCUGUUAGCUAGUGUAUGCGUAUCUGUCAGUGAAUGUGUGUGUAUUUAGAAGGCAGGGCAGGGGGGAAGGGUUGGGUGGGGGUGGCGCAGGCGGGGUAAAAGAGGGCGCCUGAGUUUUGUCUUGCCUAGGGCAGCACAAAACCAGGAUACACCACUGCCCCAAAGCAUAAUGUUUCCACCUUCAUGUUUGACGGUGGGGAUGGUGUUCUUGGGAUCAUAGGCAGCAUUCCUCCUUCUCCAAACAUGGCAAAUUGAGUUGAUACCAAAGAGCUCAAUUUUGGUCUCAUCUGACCACAACACUUUCACUCAGUUCUUCUCUGAAUCAUUCAGAUGUUCAUUGGCAAACUUCAGACGGUGCUGUACAUGUGCUUUCUUGAGGGGUGGGACCUUGCAGGCGCUGCAGGUUUUCAGUCCUUCACGGUGUAGUGUGUUACCAAUUGUUUUCUUGGUGACUAUGGUCCCAGCCAGGGGUGGGCUGGGCCGGGGGGCAGGUAGGCAAUUGCCCCCCAGGCCGCCCUGAAUAAUUUUGAAACCGGCCUCGGUGGGCCGGUCCUAAUGCUGCAGCCGCCUGAGUGCUCUGUUAAGAGCCUCUGGCGGCUGCAGCACAGCUUCAAGACAGGGAGCUCUUUCACAUUACACGCACACGCACACACAAUGCAUUCCUUUACAUAGACAGAAACACACAAUGCAUCCCUACACACACAGAAACACAACAUGCUUCCCCUACACACAGAGAAACACACAAUGCAUGCAUUAAACACACAAUGCAACCCGUACACACAAAGACAAUGCAUCCUUUGCACACAUACACAGAAACACACAAUGCAAACCCUUACACACAUGCAGACACACACACUGCUUUUCUUACAUACACACAUAAACACAAUGCAUCUCUUACACACACUCAAUGCACACACAUACAGACACACAGUUUAUUGGUGUUUACUCUGAUGUCUGUAUUAAUAUUGAGGGAUUUCUAAGUAGUAACAUCAGUGUGUGUCAGCAGGGCCAGCCGUUGGGGUAUGCACGCUGUGCGGUCACGCAGGGUAUCAUGACAACAGAGGCGCCCGGCGGCCAACACAGCUCACAAGUUGGGACACCAGCAUAUUCAAUUUAAACGAUUCGCUGGUGGUCCACUGGUGCGUACCAGCAGUAGGUGCAGUCAGAUCAUACCUCUCCCUCGUGGUUCCGGCGCUCAGUUAGUGAGUCAGAGCACAGGCUCAGAGAUUCUCAGCCUGCACUCUAACAACAUUUAAAGUCAGAGCCAUGAAGGAGCGGGUAUGGCAAAGAGCUACUGAUUAGCAUAACAUCAAUAUCCCUUAUAAAACCAGGAAAAGGUGGGCAUGGAUGGUGAACUGAUUUGGUGGUGCAAUGGGCCACUUGACUGGUUUUGCCCCCCAGGCCUAAGGCUGCCCGCCCUCCCCUGGUCCCAGCUGCCUUGAAAUAAUUAACAAGAUCCUCCUGUGUAGUUCUGGGCCGAUUCCUCACCAGUUUCAUGAUCAUUGAAACUCUUGUAGCCCAUUCCAGCAUUGUGUAGGUCUACAAUCUUGUCCCUGACAUCCUUGGAUAGCUCUUUGGUCUUGGUCUUGGUCAUGGUGGAGAGUUUGGAAUCUGAUUGCUUCUGUGGACAGGUGUCUUUUAUACAGGUAACAAGCUGAGAUUAGGAGCAUUCCCUUUAAGAGAGUACUCCUAAUCUCAGCUCGUUACCUGUAUAAAAGACACCUGGGAGCCAGAAAUCUUGCUGAUUGAUAGGGGAUCAAAUACUUAUUUCACUGAUUGACAUGCAAAUCAAUGUAUAACUUUUUUGACAUGCGUUUUUCUUUUUUUUUUUUUUUGUUAUUCUGUCUCUCACUGCUAAAAUACACCUACCAUCAAAAUUAUAGACUGAUCAUUUCUUUGUCAGUGGGCAAACAUUCUAAAUCAGCAGGGGAUUAAAUACUUUUCCCUCACUGUAUAUUCUGAUUCUGAUUAUGUUCCUGAUUCCGUACUUUCUUAGUCAUGUCAAGUGACCAAACUACCAUCUUCUAUUACUGUUUCGAAGAAUUGUCUAAAACUUUUGAAUUGAUCUUCAGAGUGAACCAUUAUUUGAUCAGGAGGACUUUCUCCAUCCCAGAUCUGCAGAAUGGUUAUCAUUGGAUCACAAAGCAAGAUAUUUACAACAUAGGGUACAUUGCUUAUUGGAUAGACUGCGGCACCAUUGAGGAAUUUAUCAUCAAAGCAAGGGACCUUAGAAACCAAUUUAGGGAGAAAGGAUGACCCAAUAAAUGCUUGAAACGCGCCAAUAAGAGGGCCUUGGAGUCUGACCGUAAUGUACUGUUAAAUGAGACUGCACCUAAUGUGGCAUUAAAAGACUCAAAUGGGAUAAUUAGAUUGAUAGCCACCUACAAUGCAGGAUGGGGAAGUGUGCAAGAAUCACUCCAGCGCUUCUGGCCAAUACUCACCAGCGAUUAGAACUUAAAAGAGGUAGUUGUCCCCAACGUGACUAUUACAGCACGCAGGGGUAAAAACAUUUGAGACCAUUUUGGCCCCAAUUCACCUACAACAAAGACAGUCUUCUUCCACAACAUGGCUUCAUAACCCUCUAACUGGUACCUCCGGAUGUGGAAGGUGUGUUGUAUGCAAGUACAUCAAGAGGGAUUUCCAGAAAUGUGAAGGAUAGUGAAGAAAAGGAGGAGUUCAAAAUAACAUCUUUUUUUUCAACUGUAACUGUAACCGAUAAGGUACACUAAUGCCCCUUUUUUUCUUCCUUUCAUGGAACUCAUCUCAAAUAGCCCCAGUAGUGUGUUGUCUGAUCUUAUAUGCCAGGGGUUCCAGUGACAGGAUGAAGAGUAUUGGUGACAUAUCACAAAUGGCACCCAUAUGCAAUGGUGUGGAGAGAAAUCCAGAGUUAGAAACCUGUGCUUUUGGAUUAUUGUAGAGGGUCAUGAUCCUUGUGUCAUGUAGUGCCAGUCGAGUCUGUCAAGGGCAAGGAGGAGGCCCUGUGUCUGUGUCGUGUGCAUGUACGAGAGAAUGUUGAGAAUUUUUCUGGUGUUGUUAGAGCUUACCAACACUGAUUGAUCGUUAGGAAUCAGUGUUGGUAGGAUGGUGGAGAGUCGAUGGGCUAGAAGUUUUGCAUAUAUUUUAAAAUUGCUGCUCAAGAGGGAGAUCGGACUGAGGUUUUGGCAUUGAAUUGGGGGUUUGCCCGGUUUGGAAAGAGUAGAAAUGUGUGCUAGAAGCAUGUCGCUCGGACAUUUUCCUUGCGAGUAGCAGGUAAUAAAAAGUACUGUGAGGGCAGGAUCCAGGCUGGGUGCGAAUGAUUGAUAAUAGAGGUUGGUAAAGCCAUUCGGGCCCGGAGCUUUGUGUGUGGGUAAAUCCCGUAUGGCCUUUUCUAUUUCAAUUUGGGUAAAUGGUGAGGUGAGGGCCUCUAUGUCUUUUCGGGGUAUAGAGGGUAGGUCCACCGUGCCUAGAGAUUCCUGAAUAAGUUGUGAAGAUGGUGGAACUAAGCUGGGGUCGUCUUUGAGAUUAUAAAGAGAGCUGUAAUAGGAUGCAAAUUCGUUUACGAUAUCUUGUAAGUUUAGUAGUUUGCCUUUUCUUUAGAUUGUAUGUAUGCCAUUUUUGAUUCAUGGGAUCUAGCCUUUUAAUUGUGAUGCCAGUAAGGCCCCUGCUUUAUUGCCCUGGGAGAAAAAUGUAUGUUUAUAUCUGUGUAAUAAAUAGGUGUUUUUUUCCAGUUCUAAGGUUUUAAGUUUGUUUUGUAGUUGCGAGAGUUCAGUUUGUGUCUCUUUGGAUGGAUUGUGUUUAUUUUUGUGUGUCAAGUCCGUGAUGUCUCGGAUGAGUGAGAUGUAUGUUUAUUACGGUAACUAGCAUGCUUGAUAAGGGUUCCCCUUAUGACUGCUUUGUGAGCCUGCCAAACUGUUUAGAUGGAUGUGUCUAAUGGGUUGUUAUUUGCAAAAUAAGAAGUUAGAUCCUCUUUUACGGUAGAUAGUAUUUUGGCGUCUUUAAGUAAGGAGUCGUUCAGUCUCCAAGUGUCCAUUCCUGAGGAUGGGUAUUGUUCCUGAAUGGUCAGAGUGAUAGGGGUGAGGUCAGAUCAUGUAAUGAGUCCUAUGGUGGUGUCCUGUAUUUAAUGCAGUAGGCAGGAUGGUGCGAUGAAUCUAUCUAUUCUAGUGUAGGUGUUAUGCACUGCUGAGUGGAAAGUGUAGUCUAUUUCUGUGGGAUGUAGUAUUCUCCAUGGGUUGACAAAGUCAUGGUGUAAAAUGGUGGUAGACCAUUUGUCUGUUAGGUGCGUUUGCUUUUUAGCUGUUGGAGUGAGAACUUUGUUUUUGGAGGAUGAGUCCAUGGAUGUAGCUAGUAGGAAGUUAGUAUUACCUCCCAUUAUCACCGUUUCAAAAUUGUGUAAGGAAAUGAGGCUAAAUAUUUUUUUCAAAGAACUUAGAUUGAUCGUCGUUUGUACUAUAUACAUUGACCAAGGUAUAUGGUGCAUUAUUAAUGUAACAUUGAAGCAAUAAGUAUCUGCCCCUUUUAUCUCCUACUUUUUUCACAAGUGAGAAGGAGACUUCCCUAUGAAUCAGCGUGGAGACACCUCGUUUUUUUCGAUUGGAAACAUCAAUGAAAAUCAAGCGGGAAUAAAGUAGAGCAGAACUUGGGUCUAUGACCCCAUUUGAAGUGGGUUUCUUGGAAAAAAAGCCACUUGUGCUUUAUUGGUUUUGGCUUCCAGAAGGGCAAGCCUUUUCUUAUUUGGUGAAUUCAGGCCUUUGGUAUUUAAAGACAUAAUCUUGACAGCCAUUAAGGAUGUUUUAAUUGAGUUGUUGUGUCUUUCUCAGAUGUAAGAGAAUGUAUUUCAAGUCACCCAUGGUCUAGUGGGAUCAGUGUCAGUGUGAUACAUAUACAUUAGUUUUUUGUGUGUACCCAAUGAACAAUAGGGGCAGCAAUAAGUCAUAGUACAUAAAUAUGGCAGAAAAAUCAUAAGUAAAAGGUGUCAACAUAAAAGAAAAUUAACAGAACUAUAUACAAAGAACCGUCAGGUGUUGUAGAGGUCAUACAGACGGUACGAUAAUCACUAGGUAUAGCCUAGUGGUGGUGGGUCCUCCUCCUUAGUAGAGACCACAUUGUAGGCAGUAUGAUAACGUGAUGUGUUAAGACAAGGCGCGGAAAUUCAAAAUAUUUAGCAUUAAAUAUAGGAACUUAAGGGGGGCGGGGCCUGGUCGCUGAGCUGGGUAGACAUGGGGCACCUCGGCUCCCUGAUAAACCUGCAAUGACCAGCUUAAAAAUGCCCUUUCUUGCCUGGAAAACCCUCAGCUGCCGUGAGAGGGCAAAGGGGACCCGACCAACAACCUUCGGGGGAAGUAUCAGCCCCUGCUUCGCUGGCGAUGCGGUCUGGUGGGCGAGUGGGAUUGCGGCCUGCUGUGAGGCCCUGGCGGGAGAAGCGGCCGAUCUCCCGUGCUUGGUCCGGCAGGACCUCCUGCUGCCUGCUAAGGGCCACGUUACCCCCCCUGUGGGCCAGGGGGGUUAUCCCGGACCCUACCGGGGACGCAGUGCUCGUUCAGGGCAUCUAGACGGCAGGAAAACUGACCGCGGACCGCAUGGGAAAAACUAAGAUGGCCGCAGCGCUCAUUGCGAGACGGAGAAGUGAGGGGGAAGUACCAAAGCAAAGGAGACCGACGGAGUGCCCCUUCCACCCACAAUAUAACUGUAUAAGGGAAAUACUCCACAAGAAAGCCAAGCUCAGCAUUAUAACACUCACACCAACAGAAGCAUCACCUCUCAUUAACACCAGUGGAUAUAAGGGGACUCUAUCUGGACUCUGACCCUGCCUGAGUACAAGGGAACAACGAAAAUGGGGAAUAAGCUUCACUCCACUCCUGACUGUCAAGCCCCCACACACUGAAAUAACCAGCUAAAAUCAGAUUUAGCACAGCUGCAGGAGGGAUCAAUCGGCUUCUAACCAUAUAUGCCUAACGUUAUAACAGACUAUGGUGUACCUCUUAAUCUAGUAAGUAAUUAAAAUGUCUGAGCUUCCAUGUAUAUCCGACGCUCUGCUGCCCCCUGGUGGUUAAACUUAAUUAAGCCUAUAGAAAUCUGUUCUUGAUGAUGACCUUAGCUCCUGUUUUUACGGCAAAAAUAAGCUCACUGUUUUGUUUCUCACACAUAUGCCUAGCACAAAUGCCGAUUUAGACAAGUUAAGCAUCAAUUAUCUUGCUGUAUUUCAUUUAACUUCACGCUAACGAUACAACUGUUUAGCCAAGCUUGCUAAAAAUAUAAAAAUGUGCAGACUCUCAUGCCACUGUUUAACCAUUGUAUAUCUUGCAAUACGCUUUUGUGGUGUCUGUUGACUCCUUGUACCCACCUGCACAGCAAAAAUAAAGAAUAAUAAAAAAAUAAAAAAAUAGGAACUUAAAACAAUAGAAUCAAAUCAAUAAUAGAAUGUAGGCUGUUGGCCUUCAACUGUGAGAUGUAAAGCAUGUGUGUCGAGCAUAGGUUGCUCAAUGUGAGAGACUAGGUUCACGCCAUGCAGAGUGGUGUCACUUAGCUGUAGUAGUGGUAUGCCAGUCUUUAGCAAUCUUCGUUGAGGAUUGUUGUGCAGGUCCGGAGGUUAUGUUGUGUGCCUGCACUGUUGUGGGGAUGUUCCAUUCACGAAGUGGCUUGUGUCCAUCUUCCACUGUGCUGAUAUGGAGUUCUGUGCCGUUUCUCCUGAUCAUGAGCUGUGCUGGGAAGCCCAAUCUAUAUAUGAUAUUGGCAUCUCUUAGGGCUAAUGUUAUAGGUGACAGGGCCUUCCGCUUGACGAAUGUGGAGGCAGAUAAGCUGGUAUAGAUCUUGAUCUCUGAGAAUUUGUCUGGUAAGGUUUUAAGAAGCCAGAACGCUCACAUUACUUUUUCUUUGGAAGUGUAGUAGUGGAAUUUUGCGAUCACAUCACGUCGAACUGUAGUGGGCAUAUUUCUGGGUCUCUAGACAGUGCAUUCUGUCCAACAGUAGGUCUGAUUUGGACAGGUCUGGAACCAGUAGCUGGAAAAGGUCAGUAGCAUAGAUUUAUAGUUGUUGGGAGAGAUGCACACCCCUCAGAUGUACUUUGCUGCAUGGUCUUCAUGGUCAGCUACCUUGUCAGAUAGGAGUUCCAGUCUGGUUUGGAUUUGGUAUAUGCAUCUGCCAGGGUAUUGUGUGCCCCUAUGAUUUAUUCUGUUUUAUCUUCAAGCUGUGCAGUGUGUUCACCUAAGGCUUGUAUGUCAGCCUUUAUACCUUUUGCCAGCUUGGAGAAUUCUAAUUGCAUGGAUGUUUUCAGUUUAUAAGAGUAGGUGAGUCCCACAAGGGGAAACCAACAUCAGGAGAGCUCCACUGUAUAAGAAAUGAGGAAGGGAGGACCUACCUUUAAUCAAUCUAAGGAUUAAAAGGGAUAUGCAAACAAAAAGAAUAACUUGAAAAAAAGGGAGAUCUACUAAACAGUGCCCAGGGGAUCAAUUGUCUGGAGUACUAGCUAGCAUCUAAGUUCCAGUUCCCCUAGUGUCCGACUGACAGGAAGGUAGUGUAAACGAGGUUAGGGAGAGAGAAGAGGCACAGGGUCCCCAGAGAACAAGGGACCGGGUAAUCAGGUCUAAACGCAGAUGAAAAGCCUCACACAAAAAUAAAUAAUUAAAUAAAUCUCUCAAUUCACCCUUAAAGUUACCUCGACACCGUGGUCUAACCACUAGUGUCUACCUGAACUAACUCUCCCUACUAAAGUUAUAAAUAAAUAAAUAAAUAAACACCUAAAAAUCAAUAACCAUAGUGGUAACAAAAAUAAAAAAGUGCUACCAAGUGCAGAGAUUAAAGAAAAAGAAAACGCUCGACGCGCGUUUCAGAGUGUUCAAAACACCAUCGUCAGGAGCCUUAGAGGUAGGGCCUCCCUUCAUCAUUUCGUAUACAGUGGAGCUCUCCUGAUGUCGGCUUCCCCUUGUGGUACUCUACACAUCACCUACUCUUAUUACCUACAUAUUUUGGAGGGUUACCCCCUCAUUGGAGCUCCCUAUUAGGUGGUCACAGUGGUGCAGCUCAUGAGCCCUUGACUUGUAUCCGGACUCCUGACCUGCACUCUGUUUACUUUAUUUCUCCAUUUUAUGUUUUCAGUUUAGUCACCAUCCUGUGUAUUGAUGACUCCAUUGCUGGGGCAGACAUAGGCACUGAUAUAGAAGUGCAGCCACUUUUGUCUGAAUAUGAGGCAGGCGAGCUUGGGCCGUCUGCGCCAUCUUGGGCUUGCAUGCGAGUGCUAAUAUUUGAAUAGCCGCUGGUUUCUGCUUUGAUUUUUUUUAACUGGGCAGUGUGUCAUCAUGUUGGAGCAUAAUAGUCCCUGUUUUUUAGGUGAGAAAUUCUGGUAUAAUAGCUGUAUUUGGUCUCUUGUCAGAGGAGCUGAUGGCUAUGUGGCCAUCUUGGAUGGGUGCGAGAUCACGCCCCCAGUUGAUGCAAAUUUUUAAAUCUGUUUCCGUUCAUUUGUUAAUUCUCUUUGCUGCUAUAUUUAAGUAAAGAAAGAUAAAUACAAAAUAGAAGCCUUCAUGUCUUGUAAUAAAAUUGUGAGAUACCUCCCCCUAGUAGACGUAAAUUAGUGUUGAUUUCAAACUCUGUUUUAUAUAUACAGUUGUAAUCAAAAUUAUUCAACCCCCCCUCCCCCAUUAAAAAUUGGGUUUGUUGUCAAAUUCACAGACUUUCAGCUGUUUGCAUUGAACGAAUCAAACAAAAGCAGUUGAAAUGACUCAACACAACGAAUGCUCCAAGUGGUUUUCCCAAAUUCAACUAAAAUGCAUCUUAUAAUGGUGUCUCCAAUCUCAAAACUAUUCGACCCUUUCAUGACAAGCAUAUUUAGUCAUUAGUAGAGCACCUUUUUGCUGUUUUGACCCGGUGCAAAUAAGAUGAAUAGCCAGACACCAACUUCUGGCAUCGUUCCUGAGGAAUCUUAGACCAUUAUUAAUUUCAGUAAUAUGCAUGGGUUUGCAUGCUGCAGUCACCUUCUAUGGGGUUCAAGUCAGGCCACUGUUGUUGUAGCCACUGUAGAAUAUAACAGGAUUUCUUUUGCAACCAAGCCUUGGUGGAAUUUGAGGUAUGCUUGGGAUCAAUAUCUUGUUGGAAGGUCCAAUGAUGACGAAGCUUCACCUUGCUCACAGACGGCUCGACAUUUUCAAGAAAUCCAUCUUGCCUUCCACAGGCUACAGGUUUCCAGUGCCAGAGGAUGUAAAUGAGUCCCAGAGCAUCACCGAGCCACCACAAUGCCUAACUGUAGGCAGAGUGUUCUUUUCAGCAUAUGCUUUAUUCUUUUUCCUCCAGACAUAGCGCUGAUCCAUCGGGCCGAAAAGUCCCAUUUUUGUUUCAUCGCUCCACAGAACACAAUCCCAAAACAUCUGAGGCUUAUUUAUAUGAAUUUGAGCAAUUGGAGCCAACUUUUCUUGUCCUUUUGGGUCAGUAGACAUCAGCAUUUGAGAAGGCUCCAGGGGCAGAGAGAAACGCAUUAUACGUGUGAGGUGAGACAAGACUACGGGAAGAGCCGCUAAGCGACUAAAUAGUUAUAGAGAGCCCUCCAAGGAUUUUAAGAUUUUAUUUGAAUGUUUUAACUCUACUUGAGAAAUAAUAAAGGCUUCACAAAUACCAGCAGUCUCUUUCUGCAGACCGGAUAAUGCCUAGUGGAUCCACCGAACUCAAGGAGCUUGAUCCCUCCAGGGCUCUUAAAGUGAGAGUGGCACACAAUCCACUCAAAUGAAAAAAAACUGUAUUGACAUCAAAAUAGCAAAAAAUGUUCAUAUUGACAAUUCUAGGCAUUCUGCUUGGCUAAAAAAACCAUGUUUUAAACAGUGCGGGGUUUCGUUUAGCAGUGCUGGGAUAUAGAGAUGUGAGAUCACUUCAUCUAAAUGCUGCAAUGCGUAAAUUGAGGAGUUUGAUACCAUAAGAUUUUAUCUGAUUACAUGUUUUUAAAGUGUAUAGAUGCUCUGCACUAGAUGUUCUUAUAUUUUUGUCUUAAAGGUUCAACACAAGGAAUUAUAAAAGAACGCUUUAUAUAAGUAUAAUCAAGUUUGUGUGUUUGUUUUGCGCACUAACCUUUUUGGGUUGAUUUAAGUAAACUUUAUCUCAAUCAAAUUUGACAUUGUAAUUAAAGUUGAGAAAAAUAAGACUCGAAGCAAUUCAUAGCCUUUAGCACAUUUCUGAUUUUACUGUUUAUUCUAAAGAAAUCACCAGUUUUGUUUCAAAAAAGAGAAAAAUGAAAAAAACUGUAUUGACAUCAAAGUAGCAAAAAUGUUCAUAUUGACAAUUCUAGACAUUCUGCUUGGCUAAAAAAAACAUGUUUAAAACUGUAAAGGACUGUUGUGUUUGCACAAAAGACACAAGAUCUCAGUGGACAUGGUGUCGAUCUCAGUGGACAUGGUGUCGAUCUCAGUAAACAUGGUUUCGAUCUUAGUGGACAUAAUGUCGAGCUCAGUGGACAUUGUGUCGAUCUCAGUGGAAGAUCUCAGUGGACAUUGUGUCGAUCUCAGUGGACAUGGUGUCGUUCUCAGUGGACAUUGUGUCGAUCUCAGUGGACAUUGUGUCGAUUGUGCAGUUCUGUUAGUAAACAGAUCACCAGAAUAAGUCAAAAUGGAAUGCCAGACAGGUCCCCUUUACCAGAGAGAUACAGCAAUUCCACACUAUUAUUUUGGCGUUCUUGGGCCUGAGGUUCUACAAUGAUAUCACUUUUAUCAAAUCUGAGUAUUUAUCGUGAAUAGCAAAGCUUUGCAUUUAAUGAAGAAUUUACAAUCCUGAGUAUUUGUGUGUCUUGUGGAAACAGUUGUAAAGUUGAAUUGGUUACAUUUCAUUGACAGUAGAGUGAAAAAGGAUUUUGAAAGCUUUUCUCUAUGGAAUGCUGUGUCUACUACAGAAAUCUAACUUGUCUCUCUGAUUUAUCAGCCAGAUAUCCUAUCAAUGGCCCAUGUGAACCGGCUCACACCUUCUCCUGCUCUGAUAUUCACAACUUUCAUCUCCCUGAUAAUGAUCAUACCAUCAGACUUCAGCAGUAUUGUCAACCUUUUCAGGUACUUUACCCAGGAAACGUACUGAUAUGCUUCACUGGUUUUCAAGUUCAUGCCAAGGUCAGGAUGUAAUUACAACCCAAUUGACUUGUACACUUAUUGGCCUUGGAAUGAUAAAAUGUAAUUAGGUCUCGGAAGAAACUGAAACAGUUUUUGUUUUGUUUUACUUAUACUAGAGAUGCUAUAGCUGGGGCACUAACAAUUAAACCAUCAGACUGCCUUUUUUUUUUUAUAAAUAAAUGUUAUAUGUUUAAAGAUUGUAUGUCAUUGUUCUUAUAUUUGCUUGCCUACAGUUUUACAGCCUGGCUUUUCUAUGGAAUAACAAUAUCUGGGCUCCUGUACAUAAAAAUUAAGAAGCCGGACAUUCCCAGGCCUUAUAAGGUAAAUCAAACAAAACUCUUACAGUGACUAAUGUUAUAAUACAUUAAUAGUGAUUAUUACACAUUUAGACUUUACAUAUUGAGAUUUAGUAUUAUUUAUACCAUACACCAGGAGUAGGCAACCUUUUAGUAGUUAAAAACACUCUGAAAGACAGUGUGCAAAGUCCAGGAGCUGACUAGUGACUGAUGGCUCAAAUAUAGUGAGUGCAAAAUCAUAUGAUAUAAAAUACAAUGAAGUGGGAGAAUCAAUAAAAAUUAUUAUUAUAAAAUUUAUAAAAAUUAUAUAAAUUAAUAUGUACUGUCAUAAAUGCAUUACCAGUCUUAUGCAAGUCAAAAGUAAGCAAGGACCUUUGGGUACAGGUCAAGGACAGGAGCUGCAAUAGCUACUGUGGGUUGCUCUACUCCAGUGCGGGGUUUCCUUUAGGAGUGCUGGGAUAUAGAGAUCUGAGAUCACUUCAUCUAAAUGCUGCAAUGCAUAAAUUGAGGAUUGGCAUUCACCAUCUGCAAUCACCAGUUGGUUUGCACUGGUGACCCCUGAUAGGCCAGAGCCUGUUUGGCUCUGGUAGCAAGGAGUGCCGUAUAAUGCAUAGCACAGGUGCCAUAGGUUGCUGACGCCUGCCAUACACAGUGCAGGAGAUUAUUAUUAUUAUUUAUACCAUACACAGUACAGAACUUGCAAAUUUCUCAGAUAUAGAAUAGUUCCUGUAUUCACUUUAAUCUUCCAGUAGUCACAUACUUGGAAAAAUUACAGAUAUCUACAAUAUUUGUUCACUGGCUGCACAAUCAUUCAGCAGGCAAACAGUUAAAGGGACACUAUAGUCACCAGUGCAACUGUAGCUUAUUGUAUUUGUUCUGGUGAGUAGAAUCAUUCCCUUCAGGCUUUUUGCAGUCAAAACUGUCUUUUCAAUGAAAAUGCAGUGUUUUCAUUACAGCCUAUGGACACCUCAACUGGCAACUCCUCAGAUGGCUUCUAGAGGUGAUUCCUGGAGCAGUGCCGCUCAGUGUGCAGCACUGCCAUUCAGGGUCUCCACCUUCUGCAUGGAGACAUACAUUUGCUCAUAGAGAUGCACUGAUUCAAUGAUUGGCCAGGUUGGUGUUUGGAUCCGCCCCUCGCCCACCUCCCUGGCAAUAUAAGCCAAUCCAAUGCUUUCCUAUGGAAAAACAUUGUGAUUGUCAGAGUUCAUCACUUCUGAUGAUGUCAGCCAAGGAGUUAGAUCGGGGGCAGAGUAGAAUAAAGGUAGGAUUUUACUAUACUUUGUCCUUCACCCCCCUAACACUAUAGAGUCAGGAAUACAUGCCUAUGCCAGGUAUGUUCUAUACUCACCAGAACAACUACUAAUAAAGUUGAUUUGGUGCCUAUAGUGUCCCUUUAUGAUAUAGUAGUUUUGGUACUUAGAGUUUACCUUAAAGGCACACUAUAGUCAUCAGAACAACUAGAGAUUAAUGUAUUUUUUCUGGUGAGUAUAAUCAUUCCCUGCAGUAAUUUUCAUGUAAAAACUACCUUUUCAGAAAAAAGGCAGUGUUCACAUUGCCCCCAGGGACACGUUCAAGUGGCCAUUCCUCAGAUGGCCACUGGGUGUGCUUCCUGGGGCAGUGCUGCACAGUAGGCAGCACUGCAGAGCCUGGAGACGCUGAAUUUUACUCAUAGAGAUGCAUUGAUUCCAUGCAUCUCUAUGAGGAGGUGCUGAUUGGCCAAAAUUGCGUUUGGCCCUGCCCCCAUCCUGCCUCGAGCCGAUCCCUAUGGGAAAGCAUUGGAUUGGUUAAAAAUCGGCAAUUCUGAUGUCAGCAAGGAGGCGGAUUGGCGCGUGGCCAGCGCCGGCAGACCCGCACGGCGCUGGAAUUAAGGUGAGUUUUAACACCUUCUAAGGGGGCUAAGAAGGGGCAAUCCACCUAAAUGGUGGAUUACACACUAUAAGGUCAGGAAUACAUAUUUGUGUUCCUGACCCCAUAGUGUCUCUUUAAACAAAUGGGAAUUCACAGACACCUACUAAACAGCAGGGACAAAAGUUAUGGCCCUUUUUAGUACCUCACAUCAUAGGCAACAGUGUGGAGGUAUAUGAAAGAACAGAUAGCUGGUGCUGAAUUAAAAACCCAUGCACUGUCAAUCAUUUAAAUCGAUUUAUUUAUUAUUUAGCUAUUUGCUGCCUGUGCUGAACAUUUUUGACUGCACAUUUCAUGUUUGCCUGUAUUUUUACAUAAAUAUAGAUUGAAAUCAAACAAAAUAUAAUAUUUUUUUUUCCCUCCAGGUUCCAAUCAUUAUACCCAUCAUUGUGCUGAUCGCCUCUGUGUACCUGGUAUUGGCUCCAAUCAUCUUCAGUCCGCAACUGGAAUAUCUUUACGUGGCUAUCUUUAUACUGAGCGGUACUAUUCUCUAUAUUCCUGUGGUCCGAUACAAAUGGUCUCCCAAAGCUUUCAGAUCAAUUACUCUCCAUCUUCAGCUCCUGCUUGAAGUGGCCCCAGCAGAUAAAAACCAAUGA